Gryllus bimaculatus (two-spotted cricket) is the source of this 625-nucleotide messenger RNA. NCBI's taxonomy places the organism in Eukaryota, Metazoa, Arthropoda, Insecta, Orthoptera, Gryllidae. The record is from the annotation of a GenBank genome assembly.
GUUCUACCUGCAGCGGUCCCUUUGUUCGACGUUGCCGGAGGGCCCUGCUGAUUGACGUACGCGCGCUGCCGCGGCGGCGUCGGAAGGCGCCGCGGCUGAGGGCUGACACAAACUCCCUUUUAUUGCCCUACUCGGCCCCCUCCCACUUCCACGGUUUCUAAACGUGUUCGCUUGAGUAGUCUUUAUUUCAUUUUGUCCUUCGAGCUCGAGCGACGCAAAAUAUUUCUUAUUCGUCGACACUUCUUUAUCUCAUCUUCAUUUCAGAUGCGUGAUAGUACAUCAUAUCAUAUAAAGUAAUAAUGUCGAAAUAUUUUGGUUGUAGCGAGAACAUGUUACAACUGGCAGGAGCAGCCACGGUUUACGAGCCAAAAAAGUAAUAUCUAUGGCGCAUAACGUGAAAAGGUCCUGGGGAGAACUUACAGAAAAUGAAUUUGAAAGGGUAGAAGUAUCUGGUACAUCAUCAAGAUCAAUCAAAGUUGAACAAGAAUUGCCAUCACUUGAAUUUUGUACAUUUUUUUCAGGAACACAACUGAAAAUUAAUAAAAUUAAUACACUCUCAAAUAUCAUCUCCAAGUGUGAAUUUUACAACAAAAUAGUGUAUAACAUAGAUUUUUCAGAUAUGUAA